Messenger RNA from Thermothelomyces thermophilus ATCC 42464, 1890 nucleotides. RefSeq lists its product as uncharacterized. Gene Ontology annotation, molecular function: ATP binding; calcium/calmodulin-dependent protein kinase activity; calmodulin binding. NCBI's taxonomy places the organism in Eukaryota, Fungi, Ascomycota, Sordariomycetes, Sordariales, Chaetomiaceae. The coding region runs from base 407 to 1861 and encodes 484 amino acids. Gene Ontology annotation, biological process: protein phosphorylation; cellular response to oxidative stress. The record is from RefSeq and is a predicted model, not a curated record. The transcript has 2 exons.
CUUGACCGAUACGUGAAGGGGCGGGACUUUUGUAUCGCGGACCUUGCUGCGUUGCGGAGUGCCCCGCACGACAGCUCCGGACCCUGUCAAAGCGACCGGCUCGACCCUUUGUCGGUGUCCAAACACGCAACAAGCCCGACACUUUCGCAAGUUUUCUUGACCGCCUUCCCGGAAGCUUUUGACUUUAGCGCCGACGAAAGCUUAUCACCCUCUGAUCAGCGACCGGCUUACAGCUUCAUCAGAGCGAACGUCCAUAACAACGCAAACUCCGGAAAGGUAACACAUUUUAACCCAUUAUCCGGGAGCGGAACCCUGUCGACAGCAUAUCGGAAACACCGGCGACCGAGCGACCAGAGCGCGGCAGCUGUCCUCUGGUCCGAGUGAGACAACGACAUCACCGACGACCAUGAGUACGGUAGCAGCCCAAGCUGCUGGCGAGCGGCAGCAGCCGCAAAUCCAGCCCUGCAGGUACAAGGUCGGAAAGGUGCUCGGCGCGGGGUCGUACUCGGUCGUCAAGGAGUGCAUCCACAUCGACACGGGGCGCUACUAUGCGGCCAAGGUGAUCAACAAGCGGCUUAUGGCCGGGAGGGAGCACAUGGUGCGAAACGAAAUCGCGGUGCUCAAGAAGGUGUCGAUGGGCCACCAGAAUAUCCUUACUCUCGUCGACUACUUCGAGACCAUGAACAACCUGUACCUCGUCACCGACCUCGCCCUGGGCGGCGAGCUCUUCGACCGCAUCUGCCGCAAGGGCUCGUACUACGAGGCGGAUGCCGCCGACCUCAUCCGCGCCGUCCUGUCCGCCGUCGCCUACUUGCACGAUCACGGCAUCGUCCACCGCGACCUCAAGCCCGAGAACCUUCUCUUCCGCACGCCCGAGGACAAUGCCGACCUUCUCAUUGCCGACUUCGGCCUGAGCCGCAUCAUGGACGAGGAGCAGUUCCACGUGCUCACCACCACCUGUGGCACUCCGGGCUAUAUGGCUCCCGAGAUCUUCAAGAAGAUAGGCCACGGUAAGCCCGUCGACCUCUGGGCACUGGGCGUCAUCACCUACUUCCUCCUCUGCGGCUACACGCCCUUCGACCGGGACUCGGACUUUGAAGAGAUGCAGGCGAUCCUCAACGCCGACUACAGCUUCACGCCGCUCGAGUACUGGCGCGGGGUGUCGGACAGCGCCAAGGACUUCAUCCGGCGGUGCCUGACGAUCGACCCGGCCAAGCGCAUGACGGCGCACGAGGCGCUGCAGCACCCCUUCGUGGCCGGCUGGGCGCGCGUGGGAGAAGGCGACGACAAGGGCACCAACCUGCUGCCCACCGUCAAGAAGAACUUCAACGCCCGCCGCACCCUGCACGCCGCGAUCGACACCGUCCGGGCCAUCAACAAGCUGCGCGAGGGCCAGGCCGCCGGGUUCAUGAACGGCGUGCGAAGCCGCGAGCCGGCGAGGGCAGCGCCGCCCAGCAGUGGUAACGGCAACACCACCAACAACAACAACAGCAACCAAAAUAACCGGGAUCAGAAGAGCAGCCAGAACGAGAACGCCCCCCAGCCGAGAAAUCACGACAGCGGCAUCGAGAUCGGGCAGGCGCAGGAGGGCCAGAGCAAGGACGGCGGCUACGACACACAGACGGCGCAGGCAUCACAGGGGUCGGCCACGGGCGCGGACGCCAGCACGGCGGACGGGGACGUCAGGAUGGACGAUUGGCCCGCCCCGCAUUCGCAACAGGCGGGGCAACAAGCGCCAGAAGGUCGCGGCCAUCUCCCACCUGCGCAUGCGGUCCCGGCGAGCUUGCGCCCUGGGAACGAGGCGAACCGGGUGGUGGAGACGAGUAAAGGAUUGUGGAACGGUAGCGGGAGCCGUCGGUGACGGACCUCGUAGUGGUUUUGGGGGGGGGG